Molecule: messenger RNA, 2751 nt
Organism: Camellia sinensis
Lineage: Eukaryota; Viridiplantae; Streptophyta; Magnoliopsida; Ericales; Theaceae
Source: RefSeq, a predicted model, not a curated record
AAAAAGUGAACUAUACCUGAACAACUGCUCCAGUCAGAGAGAGGAAAGCGAAAAGCAGAGAGAGAGAGAGAGAGAGAGUGAGAGUUGUUUUUCAAUUUCUUGACUGAGCCCUGCCGGCAAAAAGCCGUUUAUAUAUAGAUAUUUAUACUAUUAUAUUUAUGUGAAUGCAUACCCAUAUAUAUGAGCGCGUUGAACAGUCAAAAAAUCAACAAACCAAUUCUUUCUUCAAAACCAAGUUCCUCAAUUCUCUCGCUUUUCCCGGAAACUGCACUGAAGAUCAAAGCCCAAAGUCUUCAAUCAAAGAAUAUUUUUUUAGUUGAUCUCAUUCAAUUUCAAUUUGAUUCAGCUUCGAGGUAUUUACGUAUCGAUUGCUCUCCGUGUUUGAAAGUUUGGAGUCUUUUUGGUCGUACAACCCGUGUAUAUAUCAUUGAGGAAAGAUUGAAUUCUGGGUUAUUGUUUGUAUAACAUUAAGCCCUAAGGUUCUGCGUGAGAGUAUAUAGUGGUUGGUUCAUGAAUAGUUUAUACAGUGAGUUUGAAUUCUCAACUUGGGUUUUUUUUUAGUUGAUUGUUUUCUUCAAUGGAAUUUGAUAUGGUGGGUUUGUUUUUGGAUAAGAUUAGUUAGUAUUGGUUAUUUGUAUUUGUAAAGGAGGGUUGUUUUUGUUGGGUGUUUGUUUGAAAUUCAUGGGUUGCAUUUGUGGUAAGGCUUCUGCUAUAGAAGAUAGCAGAGAGAGCCCAAGAGAGAGACAGUUGAAUAAAGGGUCAUCAUCGGAGUUACACGUGCCUCGAAUUACUUCUUCGAAGAGAGAGGAGAGUUUCCGGGUGAAAGAAAGGCUGGAUGGUGGUGAAAUUAGAGGUGGGUUGAGUCAUAAGAAAUUGAAUGGCUCAAAGAAGGUGAGGGAUGAGCAUUUUGAGAAGAAGAGAGAGAAUUGUGAAGUUGUUGUUCCUAAUUAUCAUCCAGCUAGAGGAAGCAUUCCAAAAGCUACAGAAGGGGAGCAGGUUGUGGCAGGUUGGCCCUCUUGGCUUGCUGCGGUGGCUGGUGAAGCUAUCAAGGGAUGGGUACCACGACGAGCAGAUAGUUUCGAGAAGUUAGAUAAAAUUGGCCAAGGAACUUAUAGCAGUGUAUACAAGGCUCGUGAUCGAACUCAGAAGAAAAUUGUUGCUCUGAAAAAAGUGAGGUUUGAUAGUAUGGAUCCUGAGAGCAUCAAGUUUAUGGCAAGGGAAAUUGUUAUUUUGCGGAGACUUGAUCAUCCAAAUAUAAUUAAAUUGGAAGGCUUGGUCACAUCACAUAAUUCUUGCAGCUUGUACCUUGUUUUUGAGUAUAUGGAACAUGAUCUUACGGGACUUGCAUCACUACCCAGUUUCAAAUUCUCUGAACCACAGGUUAAAUGUUAUAUGCAGCAACUGCUAAGUGGACUUGAUCAUUGUCACAGUCGUGGUGUUCUGCAUCGUGACAUAAAGGGUUCAAACCUUCUAAUAGACAAUCAUGGCAUCUUGAAGAUUGCAGAUUUUGGGUUAGCAAGCUUUUAUGAUCAUCAUCAGAGUAUGCCAUUGACGAGCCGUGUUGUGACUCUCUGGUAUCGUCCGCCAGAACUUUUACUUGGAGCAACUCAUUAUGGAGUUUCAGUGGAUUUAUGGAGUUCUGGUUGCAUACUUGGAGAACUAUAUGCUGGCAAGCCUAUCAUGCCUGGAAGAACAGAGGUUGAGCAACUGCAUAAGAUUUUCAAGCUUUGUGGCUCACCAUCUGAGGACUAUUGGAGAAAAUCAAAGUUACCUUGUUCUACGGUGUUCAAACCUGUACAACCUUAUAAACGACGUCUUGUAGAGACAUUUAAAGCUUUUCCUCCCACUGCUGUGGGGCUUAUAGAGCUCUUACUAUCAAUAGAUCCUGCACAUCGAGGAACAGCAGCUAGUGCUCUAAAAAAUGAGUAUUUUACCACAAAACCACUUGCUUGUGAUCCUUCAUGUCUGCCAAAAUAUCCUCCCAGCAAAGAGAUUGAUGCGAAAUUGCGGGAAGAAGCCAGAAGGCGAGAAGCAGGAGGAGCCAGGAGCCAGAGGGUUAACCUGGAAACUGGAGGACAAAAACUUCCUCAGGUAAUUCCAGUGCAUAAUGCUAACACUGAGUUAGUCACAUCAGUGCAGGGAAGACGAGGCAACUCCCAUUCAAAGAGCCGUAGUGAACUUUUGAACCAUUAUCAGGAGGAAGCUGCUUCUGGUUUUCCUAUUGAUCCACCUAGACAUUCACAAGCUGCAAAAGAAGUGGUGGGUAAAGAUCGAAUGGAUCAUAAUACUAAGAGGGUUUCACAUUCGGGGCCCUUGGCUCCAGGGGUUGGAUGGACAAAAGCUGGGAAGAAAUACGAUGAUAUGAAUGUUAUUUCAACUAGAGCUGACUUGUCAACAUUAUCCGGUUUAGUAGCAUCUAGGACGUCGUUGUCCAAUGAUAGCCGAGAUAAACUUGGUCCUUCACAACCAAAAGCAACAGAUCAAGUGGCUAAGUCUUCAGAAUCACAUGAAGUAUCGGGAUCCGCUAGAAGGACUUAUCGGAAGCAACACACACACAGCAUCACUGGUUCCCAUCAGUUAGAAAAAGGAAGAGCCAAAGAGCCCGUUCUGGUGAGUUCCCUGACUAAACUUUCUAUUUCAAGGUCUCUCGAAUUCUAAGCUGAUAUUUUUUUUGUGUUCAGCAUGAUACUAUUUGUGGUUGCAUUUCAUUUACCACCGACUUUAUGAUAAAUAAGGACCACUUCAGUAGCU